UCUUGCCUCCUGCGUGUCUCUGAUAUAUCCUGCCAGGAGCGGAAGUGUCUGGGAUUCGGCUCAGUCCGUCGCUCCAAAAACAGUCGCCUGUGAAGGGAGACGGGCCGAGCGCCGUCUGUAAGUCUUCCCAAGCCGUCGCCGCCUGCAGCCGGGCUCCAUCCAGCGACGCCGCGAAAAACCCAGCUAAUGUAGAUAUAUCGGCACGGGACAUGCUCUGUCGGGUUACGUUUCUACUGCGGCACACUUGGGCCUGCGCAAUCGACGUGAACGUGAACUCCCCGGACACAGGAGAGGAUUAAGUUACUGCUGCUGGCGGCGGAUUAUUUUUAUUGGCCUCCUCCUGUCACGCCCGAGUCUUUUUUUUUUUUUUUCCCUCAAUUACGAGAGCGCAGCUCACAAGCCAGAUAUGUCUUUUCGGCGAGGUGUGGUCAGGCAGAGCAAAUUCCGCCAUGUUUUUGCUCAGGCAUGGAAAGCCGAGCACUGCAUCGACGACGUGAGGGUGUCCCGCGUGACGUGGGACAGUCCGCUCUGCGCGGUCAACCCCAAAUUCAUCGCCGUUAUCAUCGAAGCAGGCGGAGGAGGAGCCUUCCUUGUUGUUCCUGUCAGCAAGAGCGGCAGAAUCGAUCAGUCCUCUCCGACAGUCUGUGGCCAUGCGGCACCGGUGCUGGACAUCCAGUGGUCUCCUCAUGAUGACAGUAUCAUUGCAAGCGCCUCAGAGGACUGCACGGCAAAGGUGUGGCAGAUCCCAGAUGGGGGCCUGACAACUCCGAUGACUGAGGCCAUUGUGACCCUCGAGGGCCACAGUAAAAGAGUGGGCAUCCUGGCUUGGCACCCUAGUGCCUUUAACAUCCUCCUAACUGCAGGCUGCGAUAACGUCAUUUUUGUGUGGAACGUGGGGACGGGAGAGCUCGUGUACCAGCUGAGUGAUGCCCAUCCAGACCUGAUCUACAGUGUGAGCUGGAACAAGGACGGCAGUGCUCUCUGUACUGUCUGCAAAGACAAGGCCCUGCGCGUCAUUGACCCACGAAGAGGCACCGUCCUCAAGGUGAGAGAGAAGGUCCACGAUGGUACCAGGCCUAUGAGAGCGGUGUUCCUCUCAGAUGGGAAGAUCCUGACCACAGGCUUCAGCCGUAUGAGUGAGAGACAGCUGGCAUUGUGGGAUACGAAAGAUCUCUCUGAGCCAAUGGCUGUACAAGAAAUGGAUACAAGUAAUGGAGUUCUUCUACCCUUUUAUGACCCUGACACAAACAUGGUCUACCUGUGUGGAAAGGGGGACUGCACCAUCCGGUAUUUUGAGGUGACAGACGAAUCCCCGUACGUUCACUUCCUCAGCUUAUACAGCAGCAAGGAGCCCCAGAGAGGGGCAGGCUUUCUUAGUAAAAGAGGUGUGGAUGUCAACAAGUGUGAAAUUGCCAGGUUCUACAAACUGCAUGAAAGGAAAGUGGAACCCAUUUCUAUGACUGUACCACGGAAGUCAGAUCUGUUCCAGGGAGACCUUUACCCGGACACAGCCAGCUUGGAGCCAGCGCUCCUGGCUGACGAAUGGAUCGCUGGGCAGGAUGCACCACCACUGUUGGUCUCCCUGAGCGGUGGGUACACGGCUCCUCCAUCCAAGCACAGAGACACCCUGAGGAGCAAGCCCAAGCUCGUUUCGCAGGACUCUGGGACGGGGGCUGCCCCGCCUUCAGCUGGCAACGUAGCGGCAUCGGCGCCUACCUCUGCCGCCAAGGAGACAGAAGAAGACGUGCCACAGCCACGAGUGGCCACGAAAGAGACGGAUGGAGGUACUGAGAGGCUAAAGAGAGAGGACGACGUGCUGAACGAGCUGUUGGCAGAAAUGAAGGCUUUACGUGCCGUCGUACUCGCUCAGAGCCAGAGAAUUGAGUUGCUCGAGAGGCAGCUGGCUCGCAUUGAAGAUGGGGAUGUAUGAGAAAGCAGGAGAUCCACUACAUUCGGAGGGCAUUCUUACUAAAUCCAUAGACCCUAGCCUUACUAGAAUCAACAGUAACUUAAGCUGUGUGAGUGGGAGAAUGUAGUGUACAGUAGCAACUAACUGUGAAUCACAGUGGCUUACAACUAGACCGACUGUUGCGAUUAAAAACAAGACCACAGUGUGUUUCUGUGAUUGACUUCCAGAUUGUGGUUGAGAAUGGGGUGGCAUGUGCACAGCGUGAAAUUUAACAGCGAGAUAAUGUUUGAUUCUACAUAUGAAGGAAUAUCGUAGCAGCUAUUUGGUGGUGCAUAUAGUGCGGCUUUUAGUUUUAAAAAUCCACGUGUUCAUUUUGAGGGGCUUUGAAGGAGUUUCAGUGGCACCAUUGCCUCAAAUUAAGCACAAAGUAGGAACAAACAGCAUUAUAUUAAAGCUACUGAAGGUUGACAUUCUAUAGCAAAGUAAUUAAGUACCUCUAAUACGGUUUUUGGGGUUUUUUUUCUUUUUCUCUUUCUCUUUCUCUGACGCACUCACACGUAAUCAUUAGGGCUAUUUAAUCAGGUAGUUAAAGCUGCUCAACUGUGAUGUCGUAUCAGACCCCCAGUUGUUAUCUCAUCGUGUGACUUGUGCUUUGUUUUACUACUUCGUUAUAGGACGCCGUGUGCAAGGAUAACGGUAGGAAAAUCUUCUGGCGCACAAACCGUGACCUCGACAGAGAGAAUUGUGUGAAUACUAGCUGAUGAGCGUGUAGCUAAAUAUUUAUGUGUAUCGUAAUUCUGUGUAGUCUUUGCAGUCAAUGAAAAGGUGACACUUGUGAUUUUGAGCCUCGUGUUUGCAGGUUUUCUGUAACAUCAUGAGGCAAGAUAUUUGUCCACAUUAUCAUUAAGACAUAAAUAUGCAGAAAUACUCAGCUCUUUCCCUUCUUUUGACAUUGGGCUGUAGUAUUGUGUGCCGCCUAAAGAACCAGGACCUCUUCUGAGUAUUUUGAAGAGCAGUGAAUUGGACACUUUUUAAUCAUACUUCUCAUGAGCAUUUUUUCAGAGAUGGCAGCUAAAAUGAAAGUUGCCCGGUGGACACACGGCCUAAGGUGGGCUACAUACAGCACAUACUGAUAUUGAACUUAAUGCUAAUUGCAGUACAGCCGAAUAAAACACACAAUAUAUUCAAAUUAUAAGAAAUUAUCUGUUUUCAGCCACAAGAAAGAGGAAGUUACAAUGAAAUGUGAAACGCUAUCUACAGUUUGCAGUUGCAUUUGUAUUGGUGUUAAAAGACGGAAAGUUCUUUUGUAUUUUUUCUUUUCCAUUUGAAUAUUGUGUUUUUUGCCAUUACGUUUAGAGGCACUUAUCUGUCACCUGUUCAUCAGUCAGUUGUAGUGCAACAAUGGUACAUUCCACAUCAACCUUAUCCCUUUAUUACUUUAAUUGUGGUAUAUAAUUCUUUAUGCACUAACCUCUUAACACUAACUGUAAAUCAGUAGCAUUUUAAUGAGACUACAUUAUGAAAGCUCAAUAAACAUUCAUUCCUCCUUUGUAUUAA
Molecule: messenger RNA, 3466 nt
Organism: Xiphias gladius (swordfish)
Lineage: Eukaryota; Metazoa; Chordata; Actinopteri; Istiophoriformes; Xiphiidae
Gene: coro1b
Product: coronin, actin binding protein, 1B
Exons: 12
Coding region: 407-1930 (507 amino acids)
Biological process (GO): cell migration; actin filament organization
Molecular function (GO): actin filament binding
Source: RefSeq, a predicted model, not a curated record